Alternaria atra is the source of this 1560-nucleotide messenger RNA. RefSeq lists its product as uncharacterized. The record is from RefSeq and is a predicted model, not a curated record. The transcript has 2 exons. Bases 1 to 1560 code for a protein of 519 amino acids. Gene Ontology annotation, molecular function: transmembrane transporter activity. Gene Ontology annotation, biological process: transmembrane transport. NCBI's taxonomy places the organism in Eukaryota, Fungi, Ascomycota, Dothideomycetes, Pleosporales, Pleosporaceae.
AUGGCUUCUCCAACAUCGACUUCGACGUCUUCGACAAGUCUAAGCUCGCAGACAGUCGAUGAAAAGCGAGACCAUUCAUUGGGUCCAGAUGCCGCAGGAGCACAUCCAUCACAGCCUGCUUUAAAUCCAGAUCAUACGUUCAUCACUUGGACCUCACCAACCGAUCCCUCAAAUCCCUUCAACUUCUCUUCCUCGAAGAAAUGGCGUACCACGCUUCUAGCCUGUACCAUGACGUUCGUCGUGCAAGUCUCAGGGACGAUGCUCACCUCCGCCGCCGAACAAAUCAACGCCAGCUUCAACAUUAGCGACGAAGCAUUUCCACACUCGUACUGGCCGGUGUUAAGUUGGAACUUGGGAGGCGCCGCGGCACCACUGCUAGGACUACCUUUGAUGGAGAACUUUGGGGUACGAUGGAGUUAUCUGGCCAUCUACGCGGUGUUAAUCAUCUUCAUCAUUCCACAAGCGCUAGCCAAGAACUUCGCGACAUUGAUUGUAACGAGAAUCAUUACGGGGUCGUGCUCGGGUGUGCUUGCGAAUAUAACGUCAGGUAUUGUGAGCGAUAUAUGGAGAGAUGGCAGAGCGAAGAGCUUCGGUACUUCACUUUACAUCUUUGCACUGCUUGCGGGACUUAGUAUGGGGCCUGUGUUUGGUAGCUUGGUUGUGCAGUAUACGACCUGGCGAUGGAUCUUCCUUAGUCAGAUCAUCUUCUACAGCGCCCUUAUACCGGUAUUGUUCUUCCUCCUCCCUGAGGUUCGACCCGAUGUCAUCCUCACUCAGCGUGCACGUCGUCUUCGCGCGGAGACCGGGAAAGAGGUAUACGCCCAGGCCGAAAAAGAGCAUACGAGCUUCGGCGAGGUCCUUAAAGAGACGCUUGUACGACCCACACGCAUGCUUUGCACCGAAGGCGUAGUCCUUUCCUUUGGGAUGUGGAGCGCUUUCUGCAUCGGCACGGCAUUCAUGUUCACGCAAUCCAUCGUACAAGUUUUCUCGGAGUUGUACGAUUGGUCUUUCUUCGGCACGGGUCUUGUGCAAUCCGCAGUCGUCAUCGGGGAGCUUAUCGGCCUUGUCGCAUCUCUAGUACAAGAUCGCAUCUACUUCGCUUCCGCGAGACGUAACACCGAUACUCCAGGAAAACCGAUCCCGGAAGCACGGCUUUAUCUCAGUAUUCCAGCUUCGUUCAUCGGCCUGAGUGGUGGACUGUUCUUUUUCGCCUGGACGUCUUACGCUUCUAUCCCGUGGGUUGUACCUAGUAUAUCGCUCGCUUUCGUUGGCUUCGGCAUGUUCUGCAGCACCGCUGGGGUGACGACGUAUGUGGUUGAUGCGUACGCAAAGUAUGCUGCUAGUGCUAUUGCAGGCAUUGCGUUUCUUGAGAACUUCAUGUCAGCUUUUUUACCACUUGCUACACAGAGUAUGUACCGUACGCUGGGCUUUAAUUGGGCGAGUAGUCUGUUGGGCUUUAUUGCCUUAGCGCUGAGUUGCAUUCCUUUGAUACUGUUGAGAUUUGGGAAGAGCAUACGUGGAAAGAGCCCGUUUAUGAGCGAAGCGGGGUAUGAAUAUUAA